Molecule: messenger RNA, 1660 nt
Organism: Ictidomys tridecemlineatus (thirteen-lined ground squirrel)
Lineage: Eukaryota; Metazoa; Chordata; Mammalia; Rodentia; Sciuridae
Gene: Cep44
Product: centrosomal protein 44
Biological process (GO): centriole replication; centriole-centriole cohesion
Cellular component (GO): spindle pole; centrosome
Source: RefSeq, a predicted model, not a curated record
CUGCUAGGCUAGAGGUCUUCUUUGCUCGGGGGCUGCCGGGUGAGCCCGAGGGAGACUGCGGGGCUGCGCACUAGUUUGGACAGAGGUCGCCUCUCUCUGCUUUCCUCACUGAGACCCCGGGUGGAGGCGAAAGAGCAGAUCCAAGCUGUACUUGUAUCUUACUCUUCUUCAAAAUAUGUAUUCUACUGGUACUGAAGAGGAUGUGUUCCAGGGACAUACUUUGUUGUCAGAAAUUCCAUUACCAGAGGUAGAAAUAACGAGCUUCAUUCUCAGAAGAUUCAUUAAUCAAGAUUCUUUCAAGAGUUGGAGCUGAAUCUAAUGUUAAAUAAUGGCAACAGGUGACUUAAAAAGAAGCUUACGGAACCUAGAACAAGUGCUUCGCUUGCUAAAUUAUCCUGAAGAAGUGGACUGUGUAGGUUUGGUAAAGGGAGACACAGCAGCUUCUUUGCCCAUCAUCAGCUAUUCUCUUACUUCAUACUCACCUUAUGUAACAGAACUUCUGAUGGAAUCCAACGUAGAGCUGAUAGCAAAGAAUGACUUGCGCUUUAUAGAUACUGUCUAUAAGCUUCUUCGUGAUCACUUUAAUUAUAAACCAAUUUUGACAAAAAAGCAAUUUAUUCAAUGUGGGUUCGCAGAAUGGAAAAUCCAAAUUACUUGUGAUAUUUUGAAUUGUGUGAUGAAGAAGCACAAGGAAUUAAGUAGUCUUACCAAGACUCCAUCACAACAAAGAAAGAAAAGCAUUGCUGGUAAGUCAGAACCUUGUUCAAGCAAUGAGAAAGCACUUUUAGAACCUGUCAGCAUUGAUGUCACGACUGGCAGGUUUCUGACUUCAGGAAAGAAGAAAGCUGUGGUGAUUCGUCACCUGUAUAAUGAAGAUAAUCUUGACAUUCCUGAAGCUACAACAAGUCCAGUAGCAGAUACUGAUGAAGCAUUUGAUAUGUUGAGCUUAAAGCCUUCUGAAAUAAACAUUCCUGAAGAAAAUGUGCCUGAAAUCAAGGAUGAGCAAAAAGAUGUAAAAGUUAACCUUGAGAUUACUACACUACAGACCAUGCUUGCUGAAUGCCAAGAAAAGCUUAAUAAGUUGCCUUCCAUAGAGAAAAGGUUAGACUGUUUGGAAGAAGCAAUGAAAGGAAAAGUGAUGGUAGAUGAAACGACCUGGACUAAUCUUCUGAGUCGUGUCACUCUUCUUGAAACAGAAUUGCUUUUGUCCAAAAAGAAUGAAUAUAUAGACUUAAAUGUAGUGAGUGAAGAAUGUGCUUCUGGUAGUGAUGUAGAUCUUCAGACUCUUGAUAGAAAAAGUGAAGUGGAAGCAUCAGCAAAUAUUCCUCUGUCCUCUGGUUAUAGUACAGAAACAGAUUCAACUCCCAGAGCUUCAACUGUUAUUUACAGUGGUUUGAAAGAGACUUCGGAGGAAACAACAAUCCAGAAAUUGGAAAGGAUGAAAAAAAUGUUUGAAGAAACAGCAGAGUUACUGAAAUGCUCAAGUCACUAAUUGUAGAAUUUCCUGCAUGAACCUCUCUAGAACUUUGACUACUGUACAUGUUGUAUAUUUUAAGAAUCUAUAUAAUUUUAAUAUACUGCAAUUUUUAUUAAGAAUUUGAAUUCCAUUUGAUAUGAGUUUUUCAUUCAUUAUUGAAUAAAUAUUAUUUUUGAGCUUUGA